Messenger RNA from Brugia pahangi, 1125 nucleotides. The record is from the annotation of a GenBank genome assembly. NCBI's taxonomy places the organism in Eukaryota, Metazoa, Nematoda, Chromadorea, Rhabditida, Onchocercidae.
AUGGCAAAACUACCAGCAUAUCUACAGUACAUAUAUCGUCGAUUAUUGUCGAGCUUCACUCCGUUGAUUAAAGAAGAAAGGAAAAGCAACGUAAUUUGUGAAGAAGAAAACGAAGAAGGAGAGGACGAAAACCGCGAGAGCGGUAAAUUCGUGCGUCAUCUGAUUAUGAAUGUAACAGUUGGAGGAGUUGAAUUACGGAAGUUGCUUUUCGUGUUGACAUUCUUGGUGUUGGCUGCAUUUAGUAAUUGGAUUGCCUUAGCUUACAUCCAUGAUUUCGUUGGAAGGGAGGCCUUGCCUGAUAUCGUCUUUUCAGUAGUACCAGAAUUGCUGUGGACACUAAAAGUUGGUGAUGCUAUGGUUACACUUUGUUCGACUUCCUUUUUCACCUUACUUUUUCUUCAUAAAAACCGUUUAAUUAUAAUUCAACGAAUUGCUUUUAUUGUGGCUUGUCUGUAUACUAUGCGAACAGUAUCACUACUAUGUACACAAUUACCUCCUGGUUAUAUCGAUAAUAAUAAGCGUUGCCGAAGUCAAAACAAUCAUACGGAUCGAGAUUGGGAUAUUAUUGCAUGGCGUGUCUUGUCCCAGGCCGGAAAACUCGGAUUUCAGGAUAUGGAUGACGAAAUGUUAUGUGGUGAUUUAUUAUUCUCAGGUCACACACUAGCUAUGGUUGUCAGUUCAUUAACAGUUGCUUAUUAUUUGCCAGAUUCAUUUAGACCACUCAGAUAUAUACCAUGUAUGUUAUCAUGGGUCGGCAUGAUCUGCAUGGUUAUUAGCAGGACUCAUUAUACCAUUGAUGUUCUUUUUGCUUAUUGGCUGUCAACUGCUGUAUUUAGUAUUUAUCACGCAUUCUGCGAAAUCGAUUUAAUAAAUCGCAAAUUAUCAGUUCUUUAUCGAUUGUGGGUCGUGCAAAUUGUCGAUUGGCUAGAAAUCGAUAUUACACCCGGAAGGCUAGAAAAUCGUUUCGAGUUUCCGUUACUUGUACAUCUUUAUAAAUGGUGGAGUAGUCCAUCAAGGAACCGUUACUACACUCAGAAGAGUAACUGUCAUCAUCAGAGGCAGCACCACCAGCAACAGCAGCAGCAGCAGCAGCAAAUCCCCGCUUCAAGUGCAUUCCCUAUAUGA